GUCAGUGCCCGACACAUUGAAUACGACCACAUGGCAGUGCCCCGACACAUUGAAUACGAUCACAUGGCAGGCAUUGCCACAGUCAACGCGGGAUUGGAGAAAUUCGUUAUUUAAUCUGGAUAACUCAAAUCUACGAAAACCAUUUAAAGGACUAGAUUGACAACCUAAAAGUUGCUAUAAAGGUACAAUGUUGACCAACAAGCUGCUGACCCUGGUGCUGGUGGUGCAGCCUGGACGGGUGCUGCUGGGCAUGAAGAAGAGAGGGUUCGGAGCAGGGAAGUGGAAUGGGUUUGGUGGCAAAGUCCAACCUGGGGAGACUAUUGAAGAGGCUGCCAGGCGAGAACUGCAGGAGGAAUGUGGCCUCACAGUGGAUGCACUUGAUAAGAUUGGAAAUAUCAAAUUUGAAUUCAUCGGAGAAACAGAGCUGCUUGAUGUGCAUGUUUUCCGAGCUGACAACUACAACGGGGAGCCAACAGAGUCGGAUGAGAUGCGGCCGCAGUGGUUCGACUCUGACAAAAUACCCUUCAGUCAGAUGUGGGUUGACGAUAUUCUGUGGUUUCCACUGAUGCUUCAAAAGAAGAAGUUCUUGGGCUACUUCAAAUUUCAGGGUCAUGACUUGAUCAUCGAACACAAGUUGGAGGAGGUAGAAAGGCUUUAAGACAGACUACUGGCCUCUGACUCAUUCAUACUGUCAAAGAGCAUGUUGUCUACCUAAAACAUCCCUGGAGAAAUACUGCAGAAUUCCUACUGAUUCCAGCUACCCUUGUUCAGUGCCAAGAAAUCCCCAGGUCUUUGUAAAUUAACAAACACUUUGUUGCCAGUGACCAUAUGCCUGUGAAUCAGUAAUAAUAAUUCCCACUGAGCCAAAACUAAAUACGGGAUGUUUAAAUGUUGCUGACAUAUGUAUCCCAUUCCACUAUUGUGUUUAUAUUACAUUAAAGUAUGUGUGAAUGCAGUGUG
Oncorhynchus kisutch (coho salmon) is the source of this 960-nucleotide messenger RNA. RefSeq names its product nudix (nucleoside diphosphate linked moiety X)-type motif 1 (gene nudt1). Gene Ontology annotation, molecular function: 8-oxo-7,8-dihydroguanosine triphosphate pyrophosphatase activity. Lineage: Eukaryota; Metazoa; Chordata; Actinopteri; Salmoniformes; Salmonidae. Gene Ontology annotation, biological process: DNA protection. The record is from RefSeq and is a predicted model, not a curated record. Bases 188 to 658 code for a protein of 156 amino acids. Gene Ontology annotation, cellular component: cytoplasm. The transcript has 4 exons.